Apus apus (common swift) is the source of this 1233-nucleotide messenger RNA. It is a transcript of the gene PAX5, whose product is annotated as paired box 5. Gene Ontology annotation, biological process: regulation of transcription by RNA polymerase II; anatomical structure development. The record is from RefSeq and is a predicted model, not a curated record. The transcript has 10 exons. Lineage: Eukaryota; Metazoa; Chordata; Aves; Apodiformes; Apodidae. Bases 1 to 1233 code for a protein of 410 amino acids. Gene Ontology annotation, molecular function: RNA polymerase II cis-regulatory region sequence-specific DNA binding; DNA-binding transcription factor activity, RNA polymerase II-specific.
AUGGAGUUGGAGAAAACCUACGCGACCCCCCGGGCCGGCCGCACAGGACAUGGAGGCGUGAAUCAGCUGGGGGGUGUCUUUGUGAACGGCCGCCCCCUCCCCGAUGUCGUUCGCCAGAGGAUCGUGGAGCUCGCCCACCAAGGGGUCCGGCCCUGUGACAUCUCCCGGCAGCUCCGCGUCAGCCACGGCUGCGUCAGCAAAAUCCUUGGCAGGUAUUAUGAAACCGGGAGUAUUAAGCCUGGAGUGAUCGGAGGGUCAAAACCAAAGGUUGCCACACCCAAAGUCGUGGAAAAAAUCGCCGAGUACAAGCGCCAAAACCCCACCAUGUUUGCCUGGGAGAUCAGGGACCGGCUGCUGGCGGAGCGGGUGUGUGACAACGACACGGUGCCCAGCGUCAGCUCCAUCAACAGGAUCAUAAGGACGAAGGUGCAGCAGCCACCCAAUCAGCAGGUCCCAGCCUCCAGCCACAGCAUAGCCUCCACGGGGUCGGUGACCCAGGUGUCCUCCGUCAGCACCGACUCGGCAGGCUCGUCCUACUCCAUCAGCGGGAUCCUGGGAAUCGCCUCCCCCGGCACCGACAGCAACAAGCGCAAGCGGGACGAAGGUAUUCAGGAAUCUCCAGUACCAAAUGGCCAUUCUCUCCCGGGCAGAGAUUUUCUUCGGAAACAGAUGCGAGGAGACCUGUUCACCCAGCAGCAGCUUGAGGUGUUGGACAGAGUCUUCGAGAGGCAACAUUACUCUGACAUUUUCACAACAACUGAGCCCAUCAAGCCCGAGCAGUGGUGCUCCAUGCUGAUGAGGCAGUGCGUGGUACAACCGCAGGCAGUCAUUUUUCAGGCAACUGACUACUCAGCCAUGGCCUCAUUAGCUGGUGGAUUAGAUGACAUGAAGGCCAACAUAACCAGUCCCACGUCUGCGGAUUUGGGAGCCAGCGUUCCCGGGCCUCAGUCCUACCCCCUGGUCACAGCUGGUGCUCAGGAGAGCCCUGUGCAAGAACUAGAUGCAGGGCACAUCUUCUGGAGGCAGCAGCUUGUGAAGAGGACUCUGAAGAAGAAGUCCUCAGCUGGAUUCAUGCCGGCACAACCAGUUUCAGGUUCACCUGAGCAGUGGGGCAGCUGGCCCGGAGACACUGGGAAUUCUCCAUCUUCAGAAGUUCCCGAGACCAAGCAGGACCCUGAGCCUGGUGCCUCAGCUUCAGAAGCUCUCCUGGCCACGCCACCCCAGGAUGGAUGA